Bubalus bubalis (water buffalo) is the source of this 2716-nucleotide messenger RNA. It is a transcript of the gene AGFG1, whose product is annotated as ArfGAP with FG repeats 1. The transcript has 15 exons. NCBI's taxonomy places the organism in Eukaryota, Metazoa, Chordata, Mammalia, Artiodactyla, Bovidae. The record is from RefSeq and is a predicted model, not a curated record. Bases 275 to 2083 code for a protein of 602 amino acids. Gene Ontology annotation, cellular component: cytoplasmic vesicle. Gene Ontology annotation, molecular function: GTPase activator activity.
CUUUUCCCCUCAGGAGAAGUCGGGAAGGCGGCGGCGGCGGUUGUCCCACGACCGUCGGGCCGGUUAGCGUGGCCCGUCAGCCCGCGCUCCGCAGCGUGUCCGCCUCGCGCUCAGCCCGGUCGAGUCGAGCCGCAGCUGCCCGGGUCCGGCGCGGGCGGCGCGCGCUGACGGAGGGCGGCGGCCGCGGCCAGGGCGGCCGGUGGGACCGCGGGGUCCCCGGCGCAGCGCCGCCCGGCUCCCGGCCCUGCCGGCCUCCUCGCUCGGCGCCGCGGCCAUGGCGGCCAGCGCGAAGCGGAAGCAGGAGGAGAAGCACUUGAAGAUGCUGCGGGACAUGACCGGCCUCCCGCACAACCGAAAGUGCUUCGACUGCGACCAGCGCGGCCCCACCUACGUGAACAUGACGGUCGGCUCCUUCGUCUGUACCUCCUGCUCCGGCAGUCUACGAGGGUUAAAUCCACCACACAGGGUGAAAUCCAUCUCCAUGACAACAUUCACACAACAGGAAAUUGAAUUCCUUCAAAAACAUGGAAAUGAAGUCUGUAAACAGAUUUGGCUAGGAUUAUUUGAUGAUAGAUCUUCAGCAAUUCCAGACUUCAGGGAUCCACAAAAAGUGAAAGAGUUCCUACAAGAAAAAUAUGAAAAGAAAAGAUGGUAUGUCCCACCAGAACAAGCCAAAGUGGUGGCGUCAGUCCAUGCAUCUAUUUCAGGGUCCUCUGCCAGUAGCACGAGCAGCACACCUGAGGUCAAACCACUGAAAUCUCUUUUAGGAGAUUCAGCACCAGCACUGCACUUAAAUAAGGGCACACCUAGUCAGUCCCCUGUUGUAGGUCGCUCCCAAGGGCAGCAGCAGGAAAAGAAGCAGUUUGACCUUUUAAGUGAUCUUGGCUCAGACAUCUUUGCUGCUCCAGCACCUCAGUCAACAGCUACAGCCAAUUUUGCUAACUUUGCACAUUUCAACAGUCACGCAGCUCAGAAUUCUGCAAAUGCAGAUUUUGCAAACUUUGAUGCAUUUGGACAGUCUAGUGGUUCGAGUAAUUUUGGAGGUUUCCCCACAGCAAGUCACUCUUCUUUUCAGCCCCAAACUACAGCAUUUAGAAUGCUUUCAUCUAGCUGCAGUUUUGGUGAAUUUACUUCAGCUUUUCCUCUCCAGGCUUCCAACAGUGGAAGUGCUGGAUCAGUAAAUGCUAAUUUUGCUCAUUUUGAUAACUUCCCCAAAUCCUCCAGUGCUGAUUUUGGAACCUUCAAUACUUCCCAGAGUCAUCAAACAGCUUCAGCUGUUAGUAAAGUUUCAGCGAACAAAGCUGGUCUACAGACUACAGACAAAUAUGCGGCACUUGCUAAUUUAGACAAUAUCUUCAGUGCUGGGCAAGGUGGUGAUCAGGGUAGUGGGUUUGGGACCACAGGUAAAGCCCCUGUUGGUUCUGUGGUUUCAGUUCCCAGUCAGUCAAGUGCAUCUUCAGACAAGUAUGCAGCCCUGGCAGAACUGGACAGUGUUUUCAGCUCUGCUGCCACCUCCAGUAACGCAUAUACUUCCACAAGUAAUGCUAGCAGUAAUGUUUUUGGAACAGUGCCAGUGGGUGCUUCUGCACAGACACAGCCUGCGUCUUCAAGUGUGCCUGCUCCAUUUGGAGCUACACCUUCCACAAAUCCAUUUGUUGCUGCUGCUGGUCCUUCUGUGGCAUCUUCUACAAAUCCAUUUCAGACCAAUGCCAGAGGAGCGACAGGCCUGUCUGGAGCAAUGCAUUCUCAAGUGUUUCCUCACGCUCAUUUUGCGGCGACCUUUGGCACUGCAUCCAUGAGCAUGCCUGCGGGCUUCGGGACUCCCGCUCCCUAUAGUCUUCCCACCAGCUUUAGCGGCAGCUUCCAGCAGCCAGCCUUCCCAGCCCAAGCAGCUUUUCCUCAACAGACAGCUUUUUCUCAACAGCCCAAUGGUGCAGGUUUUGCAGCAUUUGGACAAACAAAGCCAGUGGUAACCCCUUUUGGUCAAGUUGGAGCUGCUGGAGUGUCUAGUAAUCCUUUUAUGACUGGUGCACCAACAGGACAAUUUCCAACAGGAAGCUCAUCAACCAAUCCUUUCUUAUAGCCUUAUAUAGACACUUUACUGGAACGAACUUUUACAUGGUCACAUUACAUCUCUCCGCCUCUUGCACUGUUGUCUUGUUUCACUGAUCUUAGCUUUAAACACAAGAGAAGUCUUUAAAAAGCCUGCAUUGUGUAUUAAACACCAGGUAAUAUGUGCGAAACAGAGGGCUCCAGUAACAACUUUUAACCUGUGAAUUGGCAAAAAAAAAAAAAAGUAGCGGUAUCAUGUAUAUUAAAAAUUGGCUAAUAUUAAGUUAUUGCAGAUACCACAUUCAUUAUGCUGCAGUACUGUACAUAUUUUUCUUAGAAAUUAGCUAUUUGUGCAUAUCAGUAUUUGUAACUUUAACACAUUGUUAUGUGAGAAAUGUUACUGGGGAAAUAGAUCAGCCACUUUUAAGGUGCUGUCUUAAAUUGGGAAAUGAAUGACCUAAAAUCACUUUAACCAUUGCUACUGGAAAGUUACAAAGUCAAAAUUGGAAGGUUUUAGUCAUUCUUGAAUUUUUCCUUUCUGAAGAGCUCUUCUGUUUAUACAUGCCUAAAUUCUUUAAAAAUGUAGAGGGAUACCUGUCUGCAUAAUAAAGCUGAUCAUGUUUUGCAACAGUUUGCAGGUGAAAAAAAUAAAUACUAGAAAAUA